Messenger RNA from Andrographis paniculata, 1577 nucleotides. Its product is annotated as sorting nexin 1-like. The transcript is spliced from 11 exons. Gene Ontology annotation, cellular component: endosome. Bases 216 to 1397 code for a protein of 393 amino acids. The record is from RefSeq and is a predicted model, not a curated record. Lineage: Eukaryota; Viridiplantae; Streptophyta; Magnoliopsida; Lamiales; Acanthaceae. Gene Ontology annotation, molecular function: phosphatidylinositol binding.
AACCCGAAGCGGUGGACGAGGACGACACUACAGAGACACUUUUGAUACUUGGCCGUCUGUCUGUUAGGGCUGUUCGUUGAGUUCACCGGAGUGAGUCCCGCCGUUUUAAUCUCACCGGAGCAGCGAUCAUCUGCCUAAUUUCAGUGGAUCGAUCGUAUCUGAAAUUCCACCAACAUCGCUACGUCGAGGGAGCAGUGAACAAGUGAUCAGGAGCGAUGUCUCAGAGCCCUAGAUCUUCACAGGCUCCGUACUUGACGGUGUCGGUGACGGAUCCAGCUAAGAUGGGAAACGGAGUUCAGGCUUAUAUUUCCUACAAAGUUAUCACUAAGACAAAUCUACCUGAAUAUGAUAGCCCUGAGAAGAUUGUGAUUCGAAGAUACAGUGAUUUUGUUUGGUUGAGGGACCGGCUUUUCGAAAAGUUCAAGGGCAUAUUCAUUCCUCCUCUUCCUGAGAAGAGCACUGUAGAGAAGUUUAGGUUUAGUGCUGAAUUCAUUGAAUUAAGGCGUCAAGCUCUGGAUGUGUUUGUUAACCGAAUCGCUUCACAUCAUGAGCUGCGCCAGAGUGAGGAUUUAAGAAUUUUUUUGCAGGCUGAUGAGCAGACGAUGGAAAGAGCAAGAUUCACUGAAACUGGCAUUUUCAAGAAGCCAGCUGAUUUGAUACAAAUUUUCAAGGAUGUACAGUCCAAAGUUAGUGACGUUGUUCUUGGAAAGGAAAAACCAGUUGAAGAAUCGAAUGCUGAGUAUGAGAAACUGAAGACUUACAUUUUCCAGCUUGAGGAUCACCUAGCUGAAGCCCAGAAGCAUGCCUACCGUCUUGUAAAGCGGCACAGAGAGUUGGGACAAUCUUUAUCUGAUUUUGGCAAGGCCGUCAAGCAACUAGGUGAGUGUGAAGGAAAUGCUCUCGGAAAGGCAUUCGCCGAACUUGGAGCAAAGUCGGAGAUUUUGUCUAUUAAGUUGCAGAAAGAAGCUCAACAUCUGUUGAUGAAUUUUGAAGAACCUUUGAAGGAUUACGUCCGAGCGGUGCAAUCAAUAAAGGCUACAAUGGCAGAGAGAGCAAAUGCUUUCCGGCACCACUGUGAACUUGUCGAAGCAAUCAAGUUUAAGGAAAUCGACAUGAACAAGCUGAGAUUAACCCGAUCAGAAAAACUAGCCGAAGCCGAGCGCGAAUACGAGGAGCUUAAAGCUGACGGCAUGGAGGCAACAAGAAGAUUCGACACAAUCGUGAAACGAAUGAACGAAGAGAUCGCCCGUUUUCAAGAACAGAAAACAAUUGAUAUGGGAGUCGCGUUCCAUGAAUUCGCCAAGGGUCAGGUGCACCUGGCCAACGGCAUAGCCGAAGCCUGGCGAAGCCUCGUCCCGAAAAUUGAAGCUUGCUCUGCCCUAACCGCAACCGUGUAGGCGGCGGCGGCGGCGGGACGACGGUAACAGUGCAAUUGAAUCUAGAUCACAUCUGGGACUGUAGAGAUUGUACAGACGCCAAUAUACAACACUUUAGGCAACCCAAUGUCGUCUCCUGAAUAAUUUACAGUGCUUUUUCAGAUUUGUGUUAUAAUUGAGUGCUUUUCGUAAUUAAGGGUU